Molecule: messenger RNA, 2880 nt
Organism: Micropterus dolomieu (smallmouth bass)
Lineage: Eukaryota; Metazoa; Chordata; Actinopteri; Centrarchiformes; Centrarchidae
Gene: sirt7
Product: sirtuin 7
Exons: 10
Coding region: 65-1285 (406 amino acids)
Molecular function (GO): NAD+ binding
Source: RefSeq, a predicted model, not a curated record
UGACGCUCUGAGCUCAGCUGGUGUUUUUGAAUAGAUAGCUACUUCUCAGGUGAUUUAAAACAGGAUGACAGAGGAGGCAGACGCCGGCAUUUCUUUACGGGCGGAGAGGAAAGCGUUGGAAAAGUCCAAAAUACUGCAACGAGAAAGCGAGAGGAAGAUCUUCAAACUGGUUGGAAGAGUCCUGAAGAAACCGGAGGCUGAGCGGUCAGAGGAGGAGGCCGCUGUGUUGUUGUUGCAUAGAGAAACUGUGGAGGAGCUCUGUAAGAGACAAGUCCGCAGAAAUGUGCUCAAGAGGAAGCAGGAGGAGGUAUUUGAUGAUGCUGAUGAGCUGAAAAGUAAAGUCAGGCAGCUCGCUAUGGCAGUCAAACAGGCGAAACACCUUGUGGUUUACACGGGAGCCGGUAUUAGUACGGCAGCUUCUAUACCAGACUACAGGGGCCCUAAUGGGGUGUGGACACAGCUACAGAAGGGACGGACAGUCAGUUCGUCUGACCUGAGUAAAGCUGAGCCGACCCUCACGCACAUGUGCAUUAGGAUGCUUCAUAAGGAAAAGCUGGUGAAGCAUGUUGUUUCUCAAAAUUGUGAUGGACUUCACUUGCGCAGCGGUUUACCCAGACAUGCCCUGUCUGAGCUGCAUGGAAACAUGUUUAUUGAGGUGUGUACCUCCUGUUCCCCGGUCAUUGAGUAUGUGCGUUUAUUUGACGUGACGGAGCGGACGUCGCUGCACCGGCAUGGGACAGGCCGCAGGUGCAGCCAGUGUGGUGGCGAACUCAGGGACACUAUAGUGCAUUUUGGGGAACGUGGGACUCUGGAGCAACCUCUUAACUGGAAGGGAGCUGCGGAGGCUGCCAAGAUGGCAGAUGUUAUCCUCUGCUUAGGCUCCAGUUUGAAGGUACUAAAGAAAUACGCCUGUCUGUGGUGCAUGAACAGACCCGCAGGCAAAAGGCCCAAACUCUAUAUUGUCAACCUCCAGUGGACACCAAAAGAUGAUCUCGCUGAGCUGAAAAUUCAUGGCAAGUGUGAUGAUGUCAUGAGCCUUCUCAUGGAGGAGCUGAGCAUUCAGAUUCCUGUGUAUGACAGGGCUGAGGACCCCAUCUUCAGUCUAGCCACACAACUGCAGCCAGAAGAGGUUGACAGCUGUACUCGUGAGAUCAUAGCUCCCCAUAAUGGGCAGGAGGACUGCUUAACUCACCCUGAGGAGCCGACAGAUGUAGCCGUAGCUGUGCAGGGUGGCUGGUUUGGACGAGGCUAUGGCAAAGGAAGGAGGAAGAAAAAAGCAGCAUAAUCCAGGGUACUUUAUACAUGCAUACAGGGUGGUGAAGUGGUCAAUGCCAAUGAGGAAUUAACCUUUCUGUUCCAUGAUGAGGAUGAGUUAAACUUUCAAGUGUAUGGUGCUAUUAGCAUUUAGGUGUGUGUGUGUGAGAGAGAGGGGGGAGGGUAACAAAUAGGUUAAGGUUGGGCAUGUUGUUGUUAUGGUUGAGGUAAGGAUAAGGCGCUAGGGAAUGCAUUAUGGCAAUGAGAUGGAUAGAGGAACGUGCAUGCGCACGCGUGUGUGUGAAGGGGAAAAUAAGUUUGAGUAUUUACCAUUUGAAAAGGACAUUUUGCACCAUGAACAUAUUAUUUUAUACAACAAAGGUUUUAGUAAAGUAGCAGCUAAGCUAGCUGUGUUAGAGCCUAAUAUCAACCAAAUAUGGCAAACUGACUCCUAAAGUAAUAACAGUAAGACAAAGUUUAAAUAACAAAACAAUGAAGUGAUUUUUAUUUUCUCACACCCUGUAGGCUUAAGAAGAAGUGAAAAGUUACCUCAUUGACACAACAAAUGCUGUCAGUUUUAAUCCAGACAGUCACAGUGGAUACCAGCAGUAACACGUUUUGAUUAAAAUGAACCAUAAAGUCCAAAGAGUGUUUUGAAACUACUCCUGCAGCAUUAUCAGUAUCUCUGCUGGUCACAAACUCUCAACAACAGCACAAAGUUUUUACUGACACAUUGAAGCCUACAGGUGAUGAGCAUGACUGUUAAAUGUGUAUGUUGAGCAUUAGCUAGAUCUAAUGGCCACUUGGCUACUAAAGUGUAAGUUACUGUAUAUAUACUCAUUGGAAGGGAAAUCUUUCACUGGAAAACAAGUGACUUGGUGUUAAAAAGUGGCAAAUGCCAGUAGUACAACAGCAGCAUACAAAUGGCCAUUUUUUUAUUUCUGUGCUGCCACAGCUUUUACUGAGAAGGGAUUUGAAAAGAUCCAGGUCAAAAAUGAUCUACGUGUUAAAGUAAAAGUUAUUUUUGUAGUCUUUUUCAGACGUUCAAAACUUGCAUUGUUAAAUGUACCUUUUUUAAUCUAGCUUAUUUGUGUUGAUGUCUAUUUCCGGUUACUUAAAUUGUUUCCUGAACUCAGUCGACCUUUAACUCUGCUGUCACCUAUCCUCAGGUCUGCAGGCUAUGUAGUGCAGUCAGCUACUCUACUGUACUUUGGAUUACUGAAGUGGUUGAAUUUACCUGUGUUUACAUUUUUAUCUCAACUUUUCUGCAGGCGAUGCAGAAACUGUGCCACUGUCACUUCUUUCUCUACUGCAGUAUAAGAAGGAAAGCUGAUUUUUUGAAUGUUUUUUUUAGUUGUUUGUGUCAUGUUAAGUUACUGUUUACUCAAGUGAUUGGAAAAAUCCAAAUAUGUUUCUGUUACUUUGUCUCAGGAAGAUCAAGUAUUAUUAAUAAUGCCAUCCUUUGUUAGAAGUUAUAAAAGGCCAGACUAGCCAUGAUAAGCUAGAGUUCAGCAUUCCUAAAACUCCUCCAGUGCUGAAACUGGAUGUGAAGACUCCUUGGUUUUCAUUGUAUUUUGCAAAAAAAGAUGCUAUAUUUGUGAGACAAUAAAGUGUUGCUCAUUUUAA